This is a messenger RNA of Prunus armeniaca (apricot), 228 nucleotides long. The record is from the annotation of a GenBank genome assembly. NCBI's taxonomy places the organism in Eukaryota, Viridiplantae, Streptophyta, Magnoliopsida, Rosales, Rosaceae.
AUGCACUGCGCCGGGCUUAGACCUCUCAUAGGCGUGGGGCUGUGUCCUGGUUCUGGGGGUGAGAUGCAAGAGUGUGCGUUAAGUCCAUUGUACAGUGAUAGUGAAUUGAAAGAGUCUGAGAGCAAGCCUGCGGGGAUCUUUGUCUCUAAUCCAAAUAUGCAAAAAUCUUGUGACAAAAUUGGUUUGGAGGAGCAAAAUCUGCAAGAACUCAAUGAGCACGAGUGCUAA